This is a messenger RNA of Plectropomus leopardus (leopard coralgrouper), 2636 nucleotides long. RefSeq names its product tetratricopeptide repeat domain 9B (gene ttc9b). The record is from RefSeq and is a predicted model, not a curated record. Lineage: Eukaryota; Metazoa; Chordata; Actinopteri; Perciformes; Serranidae. Gene Ontology annotation, molecular function: protein binding.
CGCACGAACCAGAUGAAUCACACCUCAGAGAUUAUGCAAGGAAUCAAGGAAAAGCAGACAAAGCGGAGACGUCUCUGAAGCAGUUUUGUUGGCUGUUUUCCGAGGCUCGUCGUCUCCCCGGUGCCGCCAACUGCUCCGCCGCCUCUGCCGCUCCAUCCCGCAUCCUUUAUGCACAGCACGCUGCUCCGGUCCUCCCCGCAGAAACACACCUUCGUGUCCGAGCACCAUGGCCCGCUGCCGCCGCUCUCACUGAGAGACAUGGAAGCCAAACAGCACCCGAUAAAGAGCCUCAAAAGCUACCCUGAGACCGGCGGCCGGAGCCUGGCAGCGGCCGCCGGAGGAGACGGAGGAGGAGGCGGUGGGUACCGAGCCGGCUCGGCUGAAAUGGAGAUGGAGGCGAAGAUCCAGAAAGCCAUCGACUUCAAGGCGGAGGGUCACCGCUGCUACAAGGAGAAGAAAUUUCGGGAAGCGAUCGGCAAGUACCACCGGGCGCUGCUGCAACUCAAAGGGGUGCAUGUUGUCGACGGGACGACGGGCUCCGAGGUCAACCUGCUGAACCAAGCCGCCGCCAAGCUGACCGAGGAGCAGCGGAGAGCCGUGGAGAGCACCGAGAUCGAGUGCUACGACAGCCUCACAGCGUGUCUGUUGCAGUCAGAGCUGGUAAACUAUGAGAGGGUGAAGGAGUACUGUCUGAAGGUGCUGAGUCACCAGAGAGACCACUUCAAGGCCAUGUACCGAGCCGGCAUCGCCUUCUAUCACCUGGGUGACUACGAAUGUGCCCUACGCUACCUGCGUGACGCCAAGAACCGUGAACCCACAGACACCAACGUGCUGCGAUACAUCCAGCUGACAGAGAUGAAGAUGAGCAAGAGUGGUCAGCGGGAACGAGAGAGCGGCAAAGAGACCCAGGGCUAACUGCUCGACCUUCCCACCCCCCUGACCCCUCGGCCUUUGACCCUCCACCGACCCUCCCUCUCUGCUCCUCUCUCGACUCCUGACAGCAGCACAGCCCACAGACAGAAGAGACAGACCCAAUCACCCGCCAGCGAUGGAUAAAAACGGGAGACAUAUCAAGCUCUGUCUGCAAACCCGAUCUCCUUUUCCUUCCCUCCUCUUCUCCCUCUUUUCUCCCUCAGGUGCUGUGGUUCCUCCCCCUAGACGCAGACAGUCGAGCAAACAAUUAAAAAAAAAAAAAAAAAUGCUGUAAUAUACUCAUACGAAAGUCAUCGUGGUGGAAAAAGGAGCUUCAGAACAUACAUUUGAAUAAUGGACAUUUGCGUGAUUUAGUAAAUGUUUUAAAAAAAAUUUUGUUUCUCUUGCUCUCUCUUUUUCUCUCAACUUCUCUCUCUCCGUUUUAUUUCGAACUCCUGAGGACAACAUCGGGGUUUGGGAAGCUCGACCACACUGGGAGGAGGGCAGGAGUGUGUGUGAACAUAAACAGGGGGAUAGUGAGGGGUGUGUGUGACACAUAUCAAGACCAUAGCCCAAUUUGAUUGUACAUCCUACCCCGACAGGGCUCACUCAGGCCCCUUUACGCAGACUAUGGGACAGACUAGCACGGAAAAUCUUUCAUCGAGUAGAGAAAACGCCUGCGUCUGUGCUUAAUCUAUCGCUCUUCUCUGUCACUUUUCUUUUCUGAAUGCCAUGUAUCUCAGUUUCUGGACUGUUUUUUUCAAUUCAAGGGCUAAUUCAAGUGUUUGUAAGCCGUUAAUAGGGUUUUUUAAUUUGCUUUGGUGUUCAUCAAAAUUAAUUAAUAGCAUCUGUGUCUCCAGCGGUUCUUGCCGUCAUCAGGCGUGCUAACAUGGAAACUGGUGUGUCUCGAAUCUGUUGUCCGAAGCCCCUCUUGGGUCAUGUGUCGUUGAGAUUGUUGAGGCCCCUCCCUCCCUUCCCCAACUCCCCCAUCUGUUCUCCCGUUAAUGAUGUCACAAGGGAAAAUAGCCAAUGGGAUCAGAGUUCCAUCAACCGCCGUUGGCUAGAUGGAAAUCCACUUUAAAGUUUCACAGCGAGAAAAACACUUUAAAAUUUCUAAACAAGAGGUCCAACCUUUUAUCGCUAAUGCUGAAGCUUCCCAGACAUCGAUAACAAACUGAGGAGACUCUGGGUAGCGUUAGUGCAGGGAAAACACACACACACGCACACAUCUGUCCCAGCAGUCCAGACCGCCAUUUUGGAGCACUUAGUGCACUUCAACAAGAGCAAGCCAUUUGAGAUUUCUUCCUUUUUAAUUUGUUGAUAAAUUAAAAAUGGUUCUAAACACAGAGCUGUGCGAACAGAUAACACACAGCAUUAGCAGUAGACCAGUAGUUCCCAACUGGUCCAGCCGUGGGGUCCAGACUUGGUUUUAGUCAUUAGUUCAUUUAAAGCAUUAGACAAAUUACCACAUAUUCAAUUUGAUUCGACAAAAUGUAAACAACAUGUGGGCUUAAUAUGCCGAGAAAUAAAAUAGAUUGCAAGAAUAAACAGAAAUGGCACUUCAAAAUAAAAGCUCUGUGCUGGAAAUUUACUCCAAAAUAAAGUGUUUUUUUACAAACUUGGCAAGCUCACGAGUCACUUGCAGUCCGUUCAGAAUGACCCACUUCUGGACCGCGACCCACCAGUUGGGAACCACUUCAUUCGAUAACGUGGUUUGUGGAUAU